Messenger RNA from Danaus plexippus (monarch butterfly), 2184 nucleotides. RefSeq lists its product as uncharacterized. The record is from RefSeq and is a predicted model, not a curated record. Bases 150 to 1004 code for a protein of 284 amino acids. NCBI's taxonomy places the organism in Eukaryota, Metazoa, Arthropoda, Insecta, Lepidoptera, Nymphalidae. The transcript has 6 exons.
CGGGAGAGCACGCUCGUCUCUACUCCACUUACCCCUCGAUUUCGCUUAAAGAAAAGUUCAAAAGUCAUUUGUAUUUGAGUGUUUCGGUGUAUUAAAACUGUGUCUUAAAUUAUGUGAAUUAAUGAUGGUUUAACAGUGAAGUUAUAAACAUGGUUGUUUUACUAUUUUUUGUCGCGUUUAUAACCCAUACUCUAUGCCAUACAAUAACGAAGUUGGACGUGCCCCGCUGGGCUGAUCCGAGAAUAGAAGCGCAGCUACGCUGUCACUACACCAAGCAGCCAAUGGACCCCGCGUUGCAUUCAGUGAAAUGGUACAGAGGAAGCCAUGAAAUCUUCAGAUACACACCGCAAGAGUUCGAGACGCGAAUCUUCAACGACAGUGGGAUAUUUAUAACAAACAGCUCUUGCGACAUGUCGUCGUGCGUGAUCACUUUGAAGCCCGAGCCCGGCACAUCCAAGUACACUUGCGAGGUCUCCAGUGAAGGCCCACGUUUCGCACUAGCAAGAAAAUCUGCCAAUAUGACUUUAGCAGUGCUACCGGAGUAUGAGCCGUUGAUUACUGGUCUGCCAACUUUUGUGAAUGCUGGUGAGCAGGCUUUGGUCAACUGUACUUCAGACUACUCCCUCCCAGCAGCCAUCAUAGACUGGUUUGUGGAUUCCGAACCUCAGGAGGAUCCGGUAAUAACUGGGGUAACUCAUGUCUCUGGUGCUGAUGGUGACGGGCUCCGUGCUUCGUGGCGAACUUUGCACGUGUUCCCGGACGACUACGCAACACACCGGGGCUACCUCGCGCUUCAAUGUCGAGCAACUCUCCCUACGAGACCGCCGCACAUCCGCAGCAUGGCUGUGAGGCUGUUCGUCGCUAGCAGACCACACAUAUCGUCUUAUAUGUUAAGUAAAAAUAAUGCUGUGGGUAAAAGCAGUGCCAUUAGAUUACAAUAUGAAUUGUUUCUAUGGACUUUACUUCUGGCGGUGAGGAGACAAGUGCCUUUUCUAGUGAAAUAAAUAGUGACUAGUAUCGGACUCGAGUACGUAAAGCUGUGACGUAAUUUUAAACAAAUAUUAAUCCUAAGAACCAUAUUGUGUAUGUAUAUUUUAUUUGCGAUAUAUAAUUGAUUGAUAAUUAAUAAAAUUUAGAUAAUUCAUAUCGUUUUUUUUCUAAACAGGUAGAAUGUAUUAUAUUUAUAAUAGCCUCGGUUGGUUUGAGUUAUUUCUUUUGUAAAGGCGAUACUAUAGACUAAAUGGAUUUGAAAAUAAUGCGUUUUAGUCUCUUUUGUUGUAAAUAGUUAGGUAAGCGUAGAUCUUAACACGUUCCGUAUUAUAAUGCACUUAUUGUACAGAAUUUAAUCCGAGAUUCGAUCAUGUGUUGUAAGGUUUAAUCAAACAAUGUGUGAUUUAACUUAAAUAAUAAUCGAUGUGCCAAUUAAUUUAAUUAAGUGUGCAUUUGUAAGUAUCUUUCUCUCUGGUUCAUAAGACAAAUGCGCUCCUUUUAUUUACUUAAUUAUAGUAAUGAAAAAACACAUCUAUAAUUAAUAUAUAUACAGAUGAAAAAUGGAAAAUAAACAUUCCAUAAACACUUAUUGACUUUUGAAGUGCGGCAAAAAAGUGUAAUUUCAUAAUUGUUUUCAGUGCAUACAAAUAUUGACAGAAUAUGAAAAUUUAUAGAAAUUGAGGAUAAUUAUGCUUAAUAAUUCACAUAGAUUUAUUUUUUCCGUAUCACGACACCCACAAUGGCUUUUAACUAUUUAAUGUACUCUUCACCGCAUUAAAGGAUAAGUUACAAAAAGAAUUAAUCUCAUUUUUUCUAGUUCAUGUCUGUAUAUAGCUAUCGUGUUCUAACAUAAUUGCACAUAAAAUCCUCAAGUAUCAAAAUUCUGGAACGGUAUUUUAUUCUAAUCCUUCUUUCAUAAUUAUCAUAUUAAAUGGUGUAUUAUGCAUACGAAUCACAUCUAAAAUUCGUUCCUAAAUAAUAUUUUGUACAGUACAGAAUACCGUGAAUAGAAGACAAUCAGGGAAAUAAUAUAAAUGAAAUCUAGUUAUAAAAAUGCUCCAUUCACAUUUGACGAAUUUAUUUGAUUAAAUCUUUAAAGAGUUAUUUAUUUUGUUCUUCUGUGAUAAUGUAAGUAAAUUGUAUUUAUUCUACAAAAAUAUAUCUAAGUGUCAAUAAUAUAAUUAUUGAAAUAAA